CUUGUACUGUACACGACAAAAGCAAGAGGAUGGAGUGAAUGAAAUAAAUCCACACUUCUUAUUUCUCACAGCCACUAUUUUGUAAUUUGGCAGGCAAGGAGGUGGUUUGGGAUCACUGCGCAACAUCACAAGAAAACGUAUCCUAGUUCAUGGUAGUAGUAGAAACCAGCAGCCUAUCUCUUUUUACGCACACCCAUAUUCCAGUGAAGGCAGCAGCAGUUCAGAUCAGAUUUCACAUUCAGCUCCGACCAGCUGAGAGAGACACAGCCAGAGAGCGGGAGGGCUCGUUUCUCCGCUUUCCCCUCCGAUACCCUCUCUCUCUGUUCGGCGAGCGCCAGAAAAAUACAUCUGCGAGGAACACCGGGUGCGUGGCGCAAAUAUUAAAGCACCAACGGGAUUCUUUUUUUUUCCCACCUUCCUUUUUUUUUCUUUUAUGUAUUUUUGCAGGAUUUCAGCAGCGAGAGCGUCACAGAGAAUUAGAUAGAGGGAAGAAGAGAUGGACGAGCAGCCGAGGUUGAUGCACUCUCACACGGGGGUAGGCAUGGCAGGGCACCCCGGCCUGCCGCAGCAUAUGCAGGAAGGCACCGGAGGAACGGACGGCGACGGGAGAAAACAGGACAUUGGAGACAUUUUACAGCAAAUUAUGACCAUCACAGAUCAAAGUCUGGACGAAGCCCAAGCCAGGAAACACGCUCUGAACUGUCACAGAAUGAAGCCAGCUCUUUUCAAUGUGUUGUGUGAAAUCAAAGAAAAAACAGUGCUGAGUAUCCGCGGCGCACAGGAGGAGGAGCCCCCGGAUCCCCAGCUCAUGCGGCUGGACAACAUGCUGCUGGCAGAGGGCGUAUCUGGUCCAGAGAAAGGUGGAGGCUCUGCAGCGGCGGCGGCUGCAGCGGCGGCCUCGGGAGGAGCAGGCGCAGACAACUCUGCGGAGCACUCCGACUACAGAGCCAAGCUGUCCCAGAUCAGACAGAUCUACCACACAGAGCUGGAGAAGUACGAACAGGCAUGUAACGAGUUCACCACUCACGUGAUGAACCUGUUGAGGGAGCAGUCACGCACACGGCCGAUCUCACCCAAAGAGAUCGAACGCAUGGUGAGCAUCAUCCACCGCAAGUUCAGCUCCAUCCAGAUGCAGCUCAAACAGAGCACCUGUGAGGCCGUCAUGAUCCUGCGCUCCCGCUUCCUUGAUGCCAGACGGAAAAGACGAAACUUCAACAAGCAGGCGACAGAGAUCCUCAAUGAGUAUUUCUACUCGCACCUCAGUAACCCCUACCCCAGCGAGGAGGCUAAAGAAGAGUUGGCAAAGAAGUGCGCCAUCACAGUGGCCCAGGUUUCCAACUGGUUUGGGAAUAAAAGAAUCAGAUACAAGAAAAACAUUGGUAAGUUCCAAGAAGAAGCCAACAUGUACGCUGCGAGAACUGCCGUGAAUGCGGCUAAUGCAUCCUCACAUGGAAGCCAAGCAAAUUCACCCUCAACUCCAAACUCUGCAGGUUCUGCUGGCUCUUUUAACAUGUCAAACUCCGGGGACUUGUUCAUGAGCGUGCAGUCUCUCAAUGGGGACUCGUACCAGGGGGCUCAGGUGGGAGCCAACGUGCAGUCACAGGUGGAUACCCUUCGCCAUGUUAUCAGUCAGACAGGCGGAUACAGUGAAGGACUCACAGCCAACCAGAUGUACAGUCCGCAGGGCAUCAAUGCAAACGGCGGCUGGCAAGAUGCUCCAACCCCCUCAUCAGUGACUUCACCUACAGAAGGACCCGGAAGCGUUCACUCUGACACCUCCAACUGAUCCUCCACCCGCCCCCCUUCACUCCUCCGUCCUUGCUUCCUUCCUUACUCCGCCACUGCACCCCCCCUCCCCCCAGCCAUAUCUCCCAAAACUUAACCCCUGACCCCACCGGGACUGAACGCGACGUACUGUAUGUAGUCGCACUGCGGGAGACAUUUUUUGGGGGUCCGGGGGUGACAUUUUCACCAUUACGGACAAAAAUUUCACUUUUCCUAUUUGGACCACCACCGCACCAAUAGCAGUCUGCGUAGGGGACUCAUAUCCACACUCACAGUUUGUACAGUUUCCACUCAGUGUCCAUGUUGCCUCAUUGUAUUUCUCUUACAUUAUAUAUUCACACCUUAGACACAGUUAGCAGCAUAUUGCCCCACGUCUUGUAAAUUGAAAUGCUUUCACACUACCUCUAUUCGAAAUAACAAACAGAGCAAACAACAUUUCAAAUGCUUCGGUUUUACGAAUUUUUAUAAUGAUUAGAAUUUAACUGUACACCACACCAUGCCCUGUCAUUUAUACCUCUGUCUUUAUUUGUACUCACAGACUUUUUUGUUGAUCUAUAGUGCCAAAGUUCAACCCUGGAGGUGAAUUUUGAUAUUGUUACAUCACAUGUUUUUCUGUCAUGUCCUUACAUUUUUCAUGCCAUACUUCGUGAGGUAUUAAUAUGUUAGUCCAGUAAUAUUAGUCAGGUAAUAUCCAAGUAUUCAGCCUCAAUAUAUAUAGUUUGUACUCAGAACUUCUACAACAGACAGUGACAUAUAAGGCAUUUUAUAUUUUAUUGCCGGAGCCGUAGGUUUUUCUGCUUAUAUGCAGCACAGAAACGCAAAGAAUUCACAGUUUUUACACAAGCAAUUAACAAAUUGAGUGCGACUCACAAAGGCGGUCGUAGUUCUGUCACACACACACACACACACACGCAUUGGACGCAUCAACAAUAUUCAAAGAAAAAUUGAUCUGAAACACUUAAUCAGUGACAACGUUAGCAGCGGUUAUAGCACGUCACUAUGAAAUAAAGCACAAUAACACCUAAUGAUUGAACUCAAAGGGUAACAUUUGUAAAUGUCGGAGAGAAAACAACACAGAGGAAAUUUUAAGAUAGAGCUAUAGUAGUCAUAUAUGGAAGAAACAGUGUACAUUAUCAGACAUCGUCAGUGUGUAUCAUUGAGGUCAAUAUAGCCAAAUACUGCUGGUAACCAAAUCCAAAACAAAAAAUUGUAAUUCUGAUUUUAAGGUAUCAUGUCAUUGGGAUUUAACACACUGUAUGUCUUUUGUCUGACUUAACACUCACUUUUCAUUCAUGGAAAAAUACAUUUGUGUCUUAAUCCUGAGAAUGCGACGGGACAUUUACGAACACAAUAGAAAUUUUUUUAGUUCGUUCAUAUCAAAUUAUUCUUCAUCAUGAGAAUUUUUCUACAAAAUAUACGUCACGUGCGAGCCAAAAAUAUUUUUGCUCCCAUCGCACGCUCAGAGUUGAGUCACAAAUAUAUCCCCAUAUGCAUUCAGAGCCGAACCACUUGAGGUUACUUAUCCUGUAACCCCUGUUCUCUGAUAACAUCGGAGAGAACAUGUGAAAUAGAACAACACUUUUUUUUUUUUUGCUUUCUUUUAAAAUGACACUAAAAAAACACCACAUCCAUCGACACAAACCAAUCCAAAAUGUGAAAUUAGAUUUGUGACUUUUGUUGUAUGUACAGUAUAGUAUGUGGUCGAACAUGUAUACAUGAUUACAAUAGUCCAUCACGAGAUAUCUGCAUUUACAUACUUUGAUACCAAAAAAAAGGCAGAAUUUUUAUCCUCUUACAUUGGGAUCAGCUUUAUCAACAUAUUCUUUUUCCUCUUUUCAUAGGAUUUUAUUAUCUACGGUACUGGUGAGCAACUCAUAAUGCUCGAGUACUCUGUAUUCAAAGCCAAAAAAAAAUGCAGUCAGAAUACAUUAGUGUUUAUAUAAAUUAAGUGGAAAAAAUACCCUGAUGGCACACAAAUCCAGAUGAUGUUUGGAUAUAUUUUUAUGUCUCCAUUUUGUGAAUAACUCAUCUUUUUUGUUUUUGUUUUUGUUUUCAUAUUAUUUUUGCUUUGCUACAGGACUAUGUUUCUUUUUUUAUGCUACCAUUAUAUGUGAAUUAGCUCAAGAAUGCUCUAUAUACAGUAUGUAGAUAUGCACCUUUACUCUUUUUUUACAUCUUUGGAUUUGGACAGUAGCUAUUUUAUCGCAGCCUGAUGGAGUUCCUAUUGGAAGAUAGCUACUGUCCAAAUGAAGGUGACGUGAAAAGUUAGUGUUAACAUUGCCCUCUGGCAUUGUUUUUAGCUCAACUGAACGCUUACAGAAAAUAAAAUUCAGUCCCGAGAUCCCAGCCGGUCACAAAACAGCAGGACACACACAGGAGUUUUUUAGCAGUCGUCAGCGUGUUUGUAUUUAUUACACAUGUAUGAAAUCAUGGAUGUUUCAGAGCUACAGUGUGGAAGUCAACCACAGCAUGAUUAUCCCAAACAAACUCAUUUGGAUCAUUCAGAGUGGCUCCCCCCCGACCCCACCCCAGCUCACCUGCUCAGUAUUACAGCCGAGGGGCCGAGCACCAUUGAAGUGAUACACAGACCCUGCCUCAGUCGUGUCUUCAGAAGUCAUUGGAGUGAAUUGACAGCACCAGCCAUGCAAGGCAAAACACAAGGAUUGUUUUUGCACCCCUUAAAAAAAAGGCUUAACUCUACUUUUCACAUUGCCUGUCAAAUAUUAUCGAAGCUUCAUGUAAUGAUGCUUUUUAGUUUUUGAAUAUAAAAGGAAAAGAGACAUGAAAAGAAAAAUGAACAAUUUGUAAAACAUAAAAUGUUUUAUUUGUUGCAUGUCUUUUUGUUCUUCAAUAAAAUAACGUACUGCAGUGUUUUGAAUGUUAACUUCUUUUUUAUAAGGAUUUCAGAGUGAAAUCGUGGAGCCUUUUUCUUGACAGGUUUUAACUUUUAAGAUCUCUGCGUAUGUAAAAAAAGAUAUCAAACGGAAAACUAUUGUCUUUUUAAUUCCAAUUCCAAACCUGUUUUCUGUGGAGAAAAAUAGCUGAAAGGUGUAGGUUUUAUGGUCUCUUAAUUUGUACUGGCAAUGCGUAUCCCAAAUAAAUAGUUUCUUUUGUUGCAUAAA
Messenger RNA from Seriola aureovittata, 4907 nucleotides. RefSeq names its product pre-B-cell leukemia transcription factor 1. Gene Ontology annotation, molecular function: RNA polymerase II cis-regulatory region sequence-specific DNA binding; DNA-binding transcription factor activity, RNA polymerase II-specific. Gene Ontology annotation, biological process: embryonic organ development; regulation of transcription by RNA polymerase II; eye development. The coding region runs from base 497 to 1786 and encodes 429 amino acids. The transcript has 9 exons. Gene Ontology annotation, cellular component: nucleus. Lineage: Eukaryota; Metazoa; Chordata; Actinopteri; Carangiformes; Carangidae. The record is from RefSeq and is a predicted model, not a curated record.